CGGCUCCCGCGGCUGCAGGCGCGCGGCUAGAGUGCCUGGCGGGCUCCGGCUUCCGCGUCCGCCCCGGCCCCGGUCCAGACUUAGUCUUCAGCUCCGCGCCCGCUCCGCCGCGGCCCACCGCGCCCGCCGGCAGCCGAGCCCCCAGCGACGCCCGCACAGCUCCGGGUGCCCAGACAGGGGGCCAUGCCGUGCCGGAGGGAGGAGGAAGAGGAAGCCGGCGAGGAGGCGGAGGGGGAGGAAGAGGAGGAGGACAGCUUCCUCCUACUGCAGCAGUCAGUGGCGCUGGGCAGCUCGGGCGAGGUGGACCGGCUGGUGGCCCAGAUCGGCGAGACGCUGCAGCUGGACGCGGCGCAGCACAGCCCGGCCUCGCCGUGCGGGCCCCCGGGGGCGCCGCUGCGGGCCCCGGGGCCCCUGGCUGCGGCGGUGCCGGCGGACAAGGCCAGGUCCCCGGCGGUGCCGCUGCUGCUGCCGCCCGCGUUGGCGGAGACUGUGGGCCCGGCGCCCCCUGGGGUCCUGCGCUGCGCCCUGGGGGACCGCGGCCGCGUGCGGGGCCGCGCUGCGCCCUACUGCGUGGCCGAGCUCGCCACAGGCCCCAGCGCGCUGUCCCCACUGCCCCCUCAGGCCGACCUUGAUGGGCCUCCGGGAGCUGGCAAGCAGGGCAUCCCGCAGCCGCUGUCGGGUCCGUGCCGGCGAGGAUGGCUCCGGGGCGCCGCCGCCUCCCGCCGCCUGCAGCAGCGACGCGGGUCCCAACCAGAAACCCGCACAGGCGACGACGACCCGCACCGGCUUCUGCAGCAGCUAGUGCUCUCUGGAAACCUCAUCAAGGAGGCCGUGCGAAGGCUUCAUUCGCGACGGCUGCAGUUACGUGCAAAGCUUCCCCAACGCCCGCUCCUGGGACCUCUGUCGGCCCCGGUGCAUGAACCCCCUUCGCCUCGCAGCCCUCGCGCGGCCUGCAGUGACCCUGGCGCCUCCGGGAGGGCGCAGCUCAGAACUGGCGACGGCGUUCUUGUGCCUGGCAGCUAACACGCCCGGGGUGGCCACAGCGCCAGCCUCAGACUGGAGGGCAAGGGGUUCCCUUGAGGGCUGCAGUUCUACUCAGGCUGGUGGAGAACUCUGGCUUUUGGAAGCGAGAGUAAAAAGCUAAUGACGAGGAACCGAAAAAUCGCGAGUGUUUCGCGGGUAACUGGGGUUGAGGGCCAAAAUAUUUGGAAUGAAGGACUUUGGCCCUAUUUAAGGCAGAUUUUACAGAGCGCACCUCAAACGUACAAGUCAGUAGGACUCCUUAUUUGGCGUGACCCGACCUGGCCGCGGAGCCUGCAUUUCCUCGCAGCCUCUCAGUGCCCUCCAGCCCCGCGACCAUGUGGCCACAAUCCACGCUUCUCCGGAUCGCGGUGCGCCGGAACCACGGAGGAUGAUGCCAGUUACUUGCUUUACCUUUUCAGGGCUGGCUCCUGAUCCACUUUGGGGGAGGAGAACAUGAGUAGAUAAUUUCAGGGUGCAGCCCAAUCUGCCAGACUUAAAAAAACCAUCUUGUGUCUUUGGAGGUGCUGCUUAAUACCAAACAUGCGGUGCCAUGAAGGGACCCUUUGGGGGUUGAAUAGGAGUUAACCCCUGCGCUCUCUUUGCAACUGUCUCUCUUCUCAGAGUGGUGGGGGAAGGCUGUACGACACGGGUGGGGAAAGGAGGUGGGGGCGGGGAGUAUUGAAUGGUGGUGGAAGGGUAGAGAGGCGCGGAGUGAACCCCACGCCCUGUCUAAAGUGUAUUUUCAGAGCCGGCCCGCCUCUCCUCGGUUCAAGGUCACUGUUUCCUGGGCACGCACUGGGUUGCGGGACAGAGUAGCCAGGUUCUGCCGGUGCUCGGAGAAGAGCGCAGUGUUUUGCAAGUGCUGGAGUCUCCUGAGGACACGCGCGUCGCCGCCACCGCGGGUGUGGGAAAGCGCGGACGUGCUGGGCGGCUGUGCUUCGGUAGGCGACCACCGCCCCUGGCCGCGCUCCGGGCUUUCACGGAAACUCCCGAGACCGGGCCCUGGGUUCCUCCUCUCCUACUCGGCUCUGCAGUCCUACUCAAGCGGGUGGCUCUGGGAUCCUGGGGGCCUGGGUUGGGGGCUAGGGAGACGCCAUGUGAUGGACACUCCAGGGACACACAGCCUAGCACAGCAGCUUAUAAUGGGCUCUCCGGGGCCAUUUGCAAUAACAGCUGCAAUUCCCUGGAUAGACGAGUUGAUUUCCUCCCUCUGCCCCUCCCCCAGCCAUGCCAGCUGGCCUUUGUAAGUGCAGGAAACCGAGUAGAAAAUGUGACCCUCCAAAUGGAGAAGCUGCAGGCUUUGCCAUUGUGAACCAUGGUGAAGUGCUUGGAACAUACUGUUCACUCACUCUAAAGGCGCUGAGACUGUGCUGUUGUUCUCGUUUUUAUAGUCAAUGGCUUGUUCAUCAUCCAGAUGUGGCUACUGACAUAUCUACACUUCGCACCGGAGUGUCUGGAAUUGUGGCUAUCCUGAUUAUAGGAUUUUAACUUAACUGAAAUGCCUGCUUUGAAUAAAUGUGUUGGGUUUUUUGUUUGGUUUUAUUUUAUACUUGCCAUCAGUGAAAAAGAUGUACAGAACACAUUUCUCUGAUCUCCAUAAACAUGAAAACACUUGAAAUCUC
Molecule: messenger RNA, 2645 nt
Organism: Homo sapiens (human)
Lineage: Eukaryota; Metazoa; Chordata; Mammalia; Primates; Hominidae
Gene: FRAT1
Product: FRAT regulator of Wnt signaling pathway 1
Exons: 1
Coding region: 184-1023 (279 amino acids)
Cellular component (GO): cytoplasm
Source: RefSeq, marked reviewed